UCGGCCGUUCUGUCCAUGGCCAUGUCCACAUCGACAAACAACUCUGCAAUUCUCAACGUGUCCAUGACUGCUGCUGUUGAUCCAUGACUGUUGUCCAAUGCACACAGUAUGCGAGCAGCACAGUCCUGCUGCAUUAGAGGCCUCAAGCAGUUGAAAGUCAGCUCGCUGCACGGUCUCGAAGGCUAACGAAUCACCCAUUCACCUCUUAAUAUGUCAACUAUGUCCCCAAGAAACAUCCUCCAAAUGGAAGUCGACCAGUCUACCACCCUUCAACCCACGAAGAUUUUCUACCUAGAUCAUUCUCAUUCUCAUUCUCGGGAGAAGUCCCCGGAGAGGCAUACCUACUGCGCAGUCAUAGACUUGACCAGCCGCUUGUCCUUGUCUUCAAAUUCCCACGCCGUACGAGGAUCCAACGACUCGGCCUCCGCCUUCACCUUCGCUCCCGAAUUCCAUGAAAGGCUCAGAACCGUCCUCAACGACAACGCACAGACACCACUCCCAACACCCACCUGGCUGCUUACGACGGCGUCUCGAUUUAAAGGCAUCGGCCGUACUUCUCGCCUUACAAUCACCGAGCACGAGCCAUCACCAUCACCUUCAACAGUCAUCCCACCGGCCACUUCCACUUCCACGACCGAACCAAAAAAGGUUGUUGCUGAAUUCCACUCAUCUCUCCUCAGUUUCGGUGCCACACAUAUCAGCUUCCCACGGGACUCGUCGCACAGCAGUCAUGAAAUCACCGUCAAGCCGCUUGCCAUCCAACGACGGGCUCAAUCGUUCGUCAAAGACAGUGUCACUUAUGUAUGGGAGUCGACCACGCCUUCUUCUCACUCUAAGCUGUCCCUGUACAAAGCAGUGGCGAGUAAGAAAGUCGAGGUCGCCAGAUAUGAAAGCUCGAGCGGAAGGUUUGAGUUGAAGGGAAUACUGGUAUUGGAUGAGAGGGAAGUCGAUGCGCUGGUUGCUGUUGUGACGCUGGUGGGUGUUCUAGGGCAGAACGACGCUUUUUACUGCCCUGGAUUCGAUUUGAUCGGGAAAUGAGUCAACCUUGUGAACGCUGGUACCCGGGCGGGGCGGCUUCUCGCAUUAACAAAUUCAGAUAUCAAGAUCGCCUCAAAGGAAAUAUCAGCAUGGAAGUCCUCGACGAAAUGUAGGAUGAUUCGUAUUAGAAUUGCCCUGCAAUGAUCUAUCUCCUUCGACCGUCCGGCCUCCUGUACAAUGAUCAUCUCCUUUUCCCAUUCCCAAGCAACCGUUCUGACAAAGUACAAAGCCACCAAACGACUGGGUAUCUCGAAGUCAAGUCUCAAAGGUCUGAUGCCUGAGUUAAAGGACAAAUAAACGAGUGUAUGCCUCCAAGCUUUUUAGCACAAAGAGCACUUUCUGGUCAUUCCAUAGCUCCAAAUGAGCGCUGCC
This is a messenger RNA of Exophiala xenobiotica, 1410 nucleotides long. RefSeq lists its product as uncharacterized. The transcript has a single exon. NCBI's taxonomy places the organism in Eukaryota, Fungi, Ascomycota, Eurotiomycetes, Chaetothyriales, Herpotrichiellaceae. The coding region runs from base 211 to 1038 and encodes 275 amino acids. The record is from RefSeq and is a predicted model, not a curated record.